AUGAGUCCCUCUGAAUUGGCGCAGUUGAAGAGUGUUAAUUCUAGCAGACCACAACUCUCCCAUCAAAACUCGCAACAAUCCGUCGCUGCCUCUGACGAUUACUUCUCACUACAGUCCGAUCAAUCAUCUUCCUCACAAAGCACAAGCAGCAAGGUGACCGUUUUGCGGUAUGCGACUCCACAAUCGCACAUGAACCAUUCUUCGUCGUCGGGACAACAUUCUUCGGCAAACGUGGCAAAGUCGCAGUCACAGUCGCAGACUCAAUUAGGUGAAGACAGUAUGAAGAGCGUCCAGAAGUUGCCUGCCAAUACAUCGGCGCAGGUUCCUGUCAGGUCGAAUUCCGUGCGUUUCGAAAAUAUAAAGGUCGACAACAUCAGUCCUCGACAGACUCAAAUUCAAGACCCUAGAAAACAUAUCAGUGCAACUACACCCGGUGUCGAUGAUAGUCCUUAUCUACGGUUUGCAAUUGAUCAGUUAACCCGCGACGAAGAGGUCGCUGGCGUUGGUAGACACGGUUCCGUCGUGAGCACUUCAACGACUACAGCGGAUUACCCCGUUGAAAGGAUUGUACCGGAUGAGAACUUGGGAUAUUAUUAUCGCAGUGGACCGACGACGAUUGGAAUUGGUGUAAAGCCAGGGAGUCGUCAGGGUCCUACCACCACAGCAACUCUUUCAGAAAAGCAAGCUGGAAAAGCGGUGUUUGUGGCAGUUGAGCCUGAAGUUCAGGAUGUACGACAUCCACCUCUCGAUUUUGUGCCUGUAGUUCUGCGGCUGUGGGCUUUGGCAAUAUACAUUUUUCUUGUUCUGUGGAUGAUUGCCGCUGUUGUCUUUUGCAACGUGUGGUCACAGCGACAUAGUGGUAUCUGGGACUGGGAUGGAGUGGGAACAUCACAGUAUUUCGUCACGCAAUAUCUGCCUCAACUACUUGGAGCAUUAAUUGUGCUAUGGAACUUGGUUAUUCAGGCAGCUAUCUACCGCGUCAUGCCGUUCUGUAUCAUGGCGUCUGAACGACAAAAGGCAGGCGUACUACAGAAUCUCUCGAUACUCUCACGCAACCAUCUCAUGCCAGACUUUUCGCAUUUUCGAUAUGGCGAGCCUCUUGUUGCAUUUGGGUUGUUGGCGAUAUGGUUGACCAAUUUUUUUACUAUGCCGCUACUAGCAUGUCUUUUCCAGGCCAAAUAUUACACAAUUAAUAGUCAUGGAGCUUGGAGAUGGACGGCCUCUCAAGCUGUUGGCUGGACAAUUGUUGUUAUUUAUGCGCUACUGGUUGUAGCUCUGAGCUUGAUAAUGGCUCGUUUCAUUCGAAGCUGGACCGGUUUACUCUGGGAUCCCGUCAGUCAUGCAGAUCUUAUACCCCUGAUUCAGCGAUCAAACAUCCUACGUGACUUUGAAGGCUCCGAGACCAGCCCCUCCGUUCAAGAGAUCCUUCCUCAGCGAACAUUACGUCUUGGGUAUUGGCGACUCAUGGACAAGGAGGACAUCUUCUACGGUAUUGGUGAAGAAUACGCCACAGGUGACAUGCCAACACCAGCGUCACCACGACGAAAGGAGAAAAGGCCUAUCGCACGAACAGGGCCAGUCGAGGACUUGGAGCAGCAGAGUAUCCUCCGAAACGAAUCCUUCGAGCGCACCUUGUAUUCCCCAUUUUCUCGUUUCCGAUGGACAGUCUGGUUCCUGCGUGAUUUCGCCAUCAUAACUUGGAUUGUCAUUGUACUGGCGUUGUUCAUCGCUUUUGUUGUUGUGAGCUUCGUGCAUGCGGCGAUUCCGCACGGUUUUGUACCUUUGGUCCCAACACUGGCAUCUUCGAAUGGGUUUUCUGCCUCCAAUUUCCUAUUCAGCUUUAUCCCUGCCUUGAUCGGUAACUUCUUUUUUCUCGCCUGGCAGCCAAUCGACGUCUAUCAUCGCGCACUCCAGCCUUUCGCAUCCAUGUCCACUCCAGAAGGUUCUCUAGCCGAGCGAAGCUUACUACUGUCGUAUCCAGCCUGUCUCCCAUUCGAAGUGUCCUUCCUUGCUCUAGUCGCCAAGGACUACCAAGUCGCCUACAUUUCCCUCGUGAGCAUACUAUUUCUCGCAUUGCCGAUUCUCGGUGGAGGCGUCUUCGUCGCGCUCUGGUAUAAUUCUCGAAACGAAGUACGCAUCGCCGCCGAUCUACCAGCAUUUUAUGUCCUGGUGGCCUUCUGUGGCUUGUACGCGCUUUCGUAUUUGGUGAUCUGGCCUCGUCGUCGUCGCUACCUUCCUCAUGAUGUUUCCACUCUCGCAGAUCUGAUUAGCUUCUUCCAUCAAAGUCCGCUGCUAUACGAUCAAGUGCUGCGCGAGCCACGCACAAAAUUGGACCUUGUCACGAGGUUGGUCGUUACCCCACCGAAUGAAAGGACACAACCAUUAUAUGGAUUCGGCGUGUACAAGGGCCUUGAUUGGAGAGAUCAUUUGGGAUUUGAUCGUCUCACACGACCUGGAAGAGCGGAUAUGUUGAUAACAACCGGAAAGUUGAAGAGUUGAUAACAACCCUCUUAAACCCUUGGUGAGCAAAAUGUAUAUUUAUAUGAAGACGAAGGCGGCCUGGUGAUUUUUUUAUUGUUUCACGAUUGAUGUCGAUUACGUCCUUGAUGAUUU
Talaromyces stipitatus ATCC 10500 is the source of this 2613-nucleotide messenger RNA. RefSeq lists its product as uncharacterized. Lineage: Eukaryota; Fungi; Ascomycota; Eurotiomycetes; Eurotiales; Trichocomaceae. The record is from RefSeq and is a predicted model, not a curated record. The coding region runs from base 1 to 2499 and encodes 832 amino acids. The transcript is spliced from 2 exons.